Molecule: messenger RNA, 1518 nt
Organism: Schistocerca cancellata (South American locust)
Lineage: Eukaryota; Metazoa; Arthropoda; Insecta; Orthoptera; Acrididae
Product: monocarboxylate transporter 12-like
Exons: 9
Biological process (GO): transmembrane transport
Molecular function (GO): monocarboxylic acid transmembrane transporter activity
Source: RefSeq, a predicted model, not a curated record
UUAAGACGGGACUCACCAGCCCAAAGGCGGAAUCCAGUAACGUCUUUAAUAAAGCAGCACUACUACCCCGAGGGCGGCUGGGGCUGGAUCGUGUGCGCCGCCGGCUUCCUGGCGCACCUGCUCUCCUGCGGCCUGCAGCUCGCCUUCGGCCUGCUGCUGCUCUACACCGUGAGGCACCUCGGCGACAACGCCGUCAUCGACUCUGCGUGGCUGGGCGCGCUGAGCACGUCCUCGUGGCUGCUGGCAGCGCCCCUGGCGGUGUCUCUGUGCAGGCGCAAGUGGACGCGGCUGACCGCCAUGUUGGCCGGGCUCGUGAUGGCACUGGCCUGCCUCUUCGCGUCCUUUGCCACGCAGCUGCACCAGCUGCUGCUCAGCUACGGCGUUCUCCUGGGCAUGUCUAGCGGCCUGGUGCGGGAGACGGCGUCGCUGACGCUGGGCCACUACUUCCGGCGGCGCCGCGAGUUCGUCGAAAUGGUGGUGCAGGCGGGCGCCGGCGUCGGCAUCGCCCUCUUCUCCGUACUCUACAGGGAGGCCGUCGGGCAGUGGGGCUGGCGCCUCGGCCUGCAGGCCGUCACGGUGCUGCUGUGCGCCGCCUUCUUCCUGGGCAUGCUGUACCGCUCGGCGUCCAUGUACCACCCGCAGCGGCGCGCCAUCCUGCUGCUCAAGAGCCAGCGCAAGAAGGCGCGCCACAAGAAGCCGCCCUCGCCGCAGCAGCGCCGCCUCCAGCAGCAGCAGCAGCAGCAGCAGCCGCGGCCGCCCUUCUUCGACGUCACGCCGCUGCGCAUCCGCGCCGUGCAGGUGCUCAUGCUCUCAUCCGCCGUCAGCGCGCUCGGAGUCUACACGCCCGUCUUCUACCUGGCACUACAAGGGUACCAAGAAGGCCUCGACGACAGCGCACUGGUGCUUCUGCAGACGUUCCUGGGCUUCGCCACGGCUCUGGGCUGCGUGGGCUUCGGCCUGAUGGUGGUGCGCGCCAGCGACCAGUGCCUCGUCUCCAGGCAGUACCUCUGCCAGGCCGCCAUGGCGGGCAUCGGCCUGUCGCUGCUGGCGCUGAGCACGGUGCAGGGCUACCACGGCUACGUGUUGGUGGUGUGGCUGUACGGUGUCUGCCUCGGCGGCUUCUUCUACUCGCUCAAGGUGUUCACCAUGCAGAGCGUGCGCUCGCGCUACUUCGCUCGGGCCUGGGGCUUCGUGCAGGGCGCCGAGGCGCUGCCCCUGCUGCUCGGUGUGCCAAUAACAGGUUACAUCAACCAGAGCCACCCCAAGGCGGGCUACUACUUCUCGCUGCUGGCGACGCUGCUGGGGGCGGUUCUGCUCUUCCUGGUGGGCGGCGGCUCUGGAGGCGGCAACGUCUGCGGUCGACCUCGUCUGCACAAGAGCAUCUCCUUCGCGACGCCGCUCGACCUGCCCAUGACCGACGAGUACUGGCGGCCCGUGCGGCCGUGCCGGAGCGUCCCCGAGGGGUUAGGGCGCCACCAGCCAAUCACGGUCGUCGAGCAGAUCACCACCUCCGUGUGA